GAAGGGACUCGAAGGUCGGUUCCACCAGAAGACGACGGCGGAUUCCUCUUGACCAGCUGUCGAUUGGCUUUACUGGAAUCGGAGGUCGGUUCCACCAGAAGACGACGGCGGAUUCCUCUUGACCAGCUGUCGAUUGGCUUUACUGGAAGAUUUGUGCUGACGCUGUUUCUGAGGCAAUCUCCUUCGAUUCUGAUUCAUGUGGGUGAAGAGAUUCGAAGUUCGAUUCCACCAGAAGACGACGGCGGAUUCCUCUUGACCAGCUGUCGAUUGGCUUUACUGGAAGAUUCAUGCAUUUCCGAGGUAAUCUUCUUCGAUUCCGGUGAAAAGGUGCUAAGCUUUCGUCCGUCAUAUGACGAACAUCAUAGAAGACGGCGGAUUCCUCUUGACCAGCUGUCGAUUGGCUUUACUGGAAGAUUCAUGCUGACGCUGUUUCCGAGCAACGGCGAAUUUCUCUUGACCAGCUGUCGAUUGGCUUUACUGGAAGAUUCAUGCUGA
This is a messenger RNA of Protopolystoma xenopodis, 495 nucleotides long. The record is from the annotation of a GenBank genome assembly. Lineage: Eukaryota; Metazoa; Platyhelminthes; Monogenea; Polystomatidea; Polystomatidae.